Messenger RNA from Salarias fasciatus (jewelled blenny), 1172 nucleotides. It is a transcript of the gene znf706, whose product is annotated as zinc finger protein 706. The transcript has 4 exons. NCBI's taxonomy places the organism in Eukaryota, Metazoa, Chordata, Actinopteri, Blenniiformes, Blenniidae. Bases 147 to 377 code for a protein of 76 amino acids. The record is from RefSeq and is a predicted model, not a curated record.
UCCACUUGUCAGUGAGAAGUGAGCAGCUGUCACACUUGCGCUUGGGAACACCUGCUAAACGACACGUAUUCUUUAUUAUUUUUGACAGGAAAAAAAAACUUGAAGUGCACCUAGUCCCAGCUCCAGGUUCACCAAACCCAAGCAGCAUGGCUCGUGGACAUCAGAAGAUCCAGUCUCAGCAGAAAAAUGCUAAGAAGCAGGCAGAGAUGAAGAAGGCAAAGGGCCACGAUCAGAAGACGGCCGCCAAGGCAGCGCUGGUGUUCACCUGCAGCGUGUGCAAGUCCCAGAUGCCUGACCCAAAAACCUUCAAGCAGCACUUCGAGAGCAAGCAUCCGAAAUCCCCUCUGCCCCCCGAGUUGGAGGGAGUGGAGGCGUAACUCUGGAUACUAAACUCUUGGCAGCCCUGUAUCAACUCUGCACUCGUCUCAGUCUGACAGCAAUGGAUGAUUUAGCAUAUCCCAACCUGAAACCAGUACCUUUUUAAUUUGUAUUCUACCAGGCCAGGUUGCCUUUGACAUGAUGCCCCCUCCCUAUCGGCGCCCCAGCAUGUGUUCGAAAACAAGCAGUGCAGGACCCUGAAGUGGUUUUGAUAUCAGACCCACUGUAGACCUGUCACCUCUAAAGAAGGAAAACUGGUGAGAGAAGGCCCCCUGCUCCUCUGUUCCACACAGCUCCUCAGAGCAGAGUCACACCUCUGGUGUGCUCAUAGGAAUAUUUUUGUGCUUAGCUCCUGUACCUCUUUGCCAAACGUGGCGGAUUGUUCAAAUCAUGACAUGCCAGAGGAAGUAAACGCAGCAGACAUACAAAUCAUAGCUCUUAUCUUGGUGAGACAACUCUGACUUUUUAGUUUGCUGCAGUUAAAGCAGAGAAGUGACCUCAUCUGUUAAACGCGUGUUGAGUUAUUAAUUGUUAGGAAAUGAUGAGACGUUUGUCACUUUAGUGUAUUUCUUCGGCAGUGAAGUCCUACUGUACUACAAUCUUUAUGGGGCUAAUCCUAAUUUUCUUGGGUUGAUGAUGAUAAUGUGACGAUUUACAGGCCGUUCGUGAGCUGAUACACAAAUUGUAAGUGCAUCAAAUGUUUUGGGAGCUUGCCGGUGACAUUUGUGUGCUUGGAAAUGAAUGUCUGCUCCGAUGAUGUAAUAUACCAUUUUAUUAAAUUUUACUUUGUUGUA